UGAAUUUCGGCACGACUGGCGAAGAAGUUUGCGACUCUGCAACAGCUGCAAGAACCACCAGCUCGCCGCUACAACAGAGAUACCUCAAGCCGCACUCUCUCGCGCCCUGAGAAUCUCCUGUCCCACACACCGCCAAAAUGGUCAAGACUUCCGUCCUCAACGAUGCGCUCAAUGCCAUCAACAACGCCGAGAAGACCGGCAAGCGCCAGGUCAUGAUCCGCCCAUCUUCCAAGGUCAUCGUUAAGUUCCUGCAGGUCAUGCAGAAGCACGGCUACAUUGGCGAGUUCGAGGAGGUUGACGACCACCGCAACGGCAAGAUCGUCAUCCAGCUCAACGGCCGUCUCAACAAGACCGGUGUCAUCUCCCCACGCUACAACGUCCAGCUCACCGACCUGGAGAAGUGGGUCGUCAGACUCCUUCCAUCGCGUCAAUUCGGCUACAUCGUCCUGACUACCUCCGCCGGUAUCAUGGACCACGAGGAGGCUAGGAGAAAGCACGUUGCUGGCAAGAUCAUUGGCUUCUUCUACUAGAUAGUAGAUGGGAUGAUGACCUGUCCGGCAGUCGCAUGAAAGCGUCACGAUGGCAUGAUUCCGCAGCGGCGCACUAGAUUGUAGCUGCACGAAUAAAAGUUGCCUCUGCUUGCAUUUCACAGCACCUUUCUGGUUUCUCCUUUGGUGUUUUAUCGUACCUGUUGAGCAGUGACAGAAAACUGACACGCCUUGAACCUACAAAGUCUGGCAAGUGGCUUAUUCCAUUGGGCAGACCACAGGAUCAUCCCUUUAAGAAUGUACCGAUGCUAGGGGACAUGAUCUCAACGACGAGCUCCGGUAGGUAGAUGUGACCCUUGUGAUGGUCCUACGGAGUUCAGCGUACGAAAGUCGUUUAUGAAUCGGUGGGGUGC
Molecule: messenger RNA, 901 nt
Organism: Cercospora beticola
Lineage: Eukaryota; Fungi; Ascomycota; Dothideomycetes; Mycosphaerellales; Mycosphaerellaceae
Gene: CRP27
Product: 40S ribosomal protein uS8
Biological process (GO): translation
Cellular component (GO): ribosome; cytosolic small ribosomal subunit
Molecular function (GO): structural constituent of ribosome
Source: RefSeq, a predicted model, not a curated record